GAGUCCCAGCUGCCCUGCAUUUCUGGGAAGGGGGGUUGCAAAACUCUGGAGAAUGUGCUGGGUGCUUUGGGGACUCCCGGCUGGAGCAAGUCCAUUGUCUGGGCUGUUUGCCUGCUGAGGAAUCAAACCUUGGAGGUGUUGACUUGUCAAACAGAGCUAGGGAAGAAGCCAAUACAGGAGGGAGGGAGCCGGUUGCCUCAGGCCCCAGGCGUGGGGGGGGUUCUGAGAGGACAAAGGUCAGAGGGGUGGGCACUGAGGUAUUUAAACAGCAGCCCAGGGGAGUGGGGUCUCUUUAAGCAGCUGCAAUAGCUCCUUGGUGUCCCCCUGCCAGCUCCUGGAGGUCCCUGGGUGUCUUCACCUGCCUAGCAGCCAGCUCCUCCCCAGGCCCUGUCUCCUUUUGCCCCGCCCCAGGAGGAGAGUGGGGGUAGAUUUGCUGCCUUCAGUUUAAUUUCUCCUCCACCAGCGUCUGAUUGCAAAGAGACCCGGAAGAUCCAGACAAGCUAGCAGGGCGAGAAACUCUGGGGAGUGUCUGCCCAUCACAUGACUCCAGGAGCUGAAGCUUGAAGGACAAAAAGACCCGAGAUCAGAAGAAUUGUGGUUAAAACAAGGAGUCUCGGAGCAGCUGGGCUCGUUUGAAAUGGGCUGCAAUAAAAUCCCAAUAACGAGGCCCGUGCCCCCCUCACCAGCCCGCCAUGACCGUCACCUACACGGCCCGCGUGGCCAACGCCCGUUUCGGGGGCUUCUACAAACUGCUGCUGCUCUGGCGCGGGAGCAUUUACAAGCUGCUGUACAAGGAGUUCCUGGCCUUCUUCGCCACCUACCUGGGGCUCAGCCUGACCUACCGCUUUGUCCUGGCCGAGGAUCAGAAACGCUACUUCGAGAAACUGGUGAUUUAUUGCAACAACUACGCCAACCUAAUCCCCGUCUCCUUCGUGCUGGGCUUCUACGUCACGCUGGUGGUGAACCGGUGGUGGAGCCAGUACACCUGCAUGCCCAUGCCCGACCGCCUGAUGUGCGCCAUCUCCGGCACCGUGCACGGCGGGGACGAGCGAGGCCGGCUUUACCGCCGCACCCUGAUGCGCUACAGCAGCCUCUCGGCCGUGCUCAUUCUGCGCUCCGUCAGCACGGCCGUCUUCAAGCGGUUCCCCACCAUCGACCACGUGGUGGAGGCAGGCUUCAUGACCCGGGAGGAGCGCAAGAAAUACGAGAACCUGAGCUCGUCCUACAACAAGUACUGGAUCCCCUGCGUCUGGUUCACCAACCUGGCGGCCCAGGCUCGCAAGGAGGGGCGCGUCCGGGACAACUGCGCCCUCAAGAUGCUGAUGGAGGAGCUGAAUCACUUCCGUGCAAACUGCAGCAUGUUAUUCCACUACGACUGGAUCAGCGUCCCCCUGGUCUACACACAGGUGGUGACCAUUGCCGUGUACAGCUUCUUCGUGGCCUGUCUGAUCGGGCGUCAGUUCCUGGACCCAGCCCAGGGCUAUGAGGGCCACGACCUGGACCUGUGUGUGCCGGUCUUCACCCUGCUGCAGUUCUUCUUCUACGUGGGCUGGCUCAAGGUGGCUGAGCAGCUGAUCAAUCCCUUUGGGGAGGACGACGACGACUUCGAAACCAACUUGCUGAUCGACCGCAAUUUCCAGGUCUCCAUGAUGGCGGUGGACGAGAUGUACGACGACCUGCCCCUGCUGGAGAAGGACCGUUACUGGGACGCCUCCAACCCCCGCGCCCCCUACACGGCGGCCACCGUCUUCCUGCUGCACCAGCCGUCCUUCCAGGGCUCCACCUUCGACAUGACGCUGCCCAAGGAGGACAUGCAGUUCCAGCCGCUGGAGGAGAUCGAGGAGGGGCUGGAGCCGAGCCGCCACGUCCCCCUGCACCUCCUGAACCGGCUGCUGUCCGCGGGGCCCGCCCCGGGCGGCUUCGGCCGGCGCCUCUCGCUGCUGCGCCGCAAGAACAGCUGCGUCUCGGAGGCCUCCACCUCCUACAGCUGUCUGUGCCAGGACACGCAGAGCACGGACUGCAGCUGUGGGCCCCCCACCCACCGCCCGCCCCUCGGAGAGGGGCCCUGCGCCCCGGAGCAGCGGGGCUGGGAGGGGGGCGAGGAAGCCGGGCACUGGGCCACAGGCAGCCACGAGGAGGCCUUGCCCGAGGAGUCGGACCUUGCCCAGCGGUCCCAGGUCUCCUUGCUUCACCCCGACAGCGCCGCCCCUGUGGCCGGCGGCUUCCCUUCACCGCAGGAUACGGGGCCCCUCGUAGACACGUCCUUCCUCUUGCAGCCUGGAGCCGCCAAGGAGCCCCCCGCCCGGAGCAGCCCCCCCAGCGCCGGCUACCGCCCCUGGCUGCAGAACCCCAUCGAGGAGGAGACCACGGCGUGAGCCGGGACGUGCCGCGCAGAGACGCCCUGUGGCCAGGGGAAGGAGGGGCCAAACCCCAGAGCCGGGCGGCCCCCCAUAGCCAGGGGGCACGGCCCCGACACCUAGAUGAGAUGGCAGAGAGGCCUGGUUCUGGGCCAAAGGUAGCUGAGCCCAGACAGAUCUGGGGCCGCCAGAUGAACAGUUCAAAUGGGGGGGGCGCUAAUUGGGGGCCCAUCAGUACUCCCCCCCCCCAUCCCCAGCAACCCAGACCCGGCUGCUUCCUGUGUCCCCAGCUACGGGCCAGGCCCUGGUGGUGCAGCACCCCCUGCUGGCUGACCCGUGCUGGAUCCAGCUCCGGUCCCCUCAACUCUCAUCCCCGACAGAACGGGGGGGCCCUGCUGCAAACUUCAAUCUUGGAGGCAUUCAUUAGCGCUGGGCUGCCCCGGCCUCUACCCUGACUCGCCAGCCGGGACUGGACAUUGUGGGGGAGGCGGCUGAGAUGCGGGGGAGCCUCACCCCUCUGUGGCUGGGGGAAAUGGCUCAAUCCCUUUUCUUUCACAGUCUGGCUCCUGCCUUUUUAAAUAUAAUUUUAUUAAGCUGCUCUUCA
This is a messenger RNA of Chelonia mydas (Green sea turtle), 2961 nucleotides long. It is a transcript of the gene BEST2, whose product is annotated as bestrophin 2. Lineage: Eukaryota; Metazoa; Chordata; Testudines; Cheloniidae. Gene Ontology annotation, molecular function: chloride channel activity. The transcript has 11 exons. The record is from RefSeq and is a predicted model, not a curated record. The coding region runs from base 693 to 2375 and encodes 560 amino acids.